AAAACCGAACGCAGAAGCCAUGCUUUACCUUCUGUCAAUGUUGACAAGUCGGGAGAUGAGAUUGUAAACAUUGUGUGCAACCGCACAUGCCAUUUAUUAUUGAAAACCUUCCGUGUUUUUACUAUUACGAUACAUUAAUUAUAAGUUAAGUUAAAAAAUCGUAGUAGUAAGUGCGAUUCAAGUGCAUGAAAAAUUAUUCUGCAUUACAGAUAACUGACAAUGGCGGCUACAUCUUUAGCUGAACAGCUUAAAAAGCUAGCUGUGCCGCAGACAACUAUCUAUAAUGAUGAGAAGAAGACCGCUUCAUUACUUUUUGACCCGAAAGAAGCCGCGAAUAAAGACCGCGAUACAUUCUACGAGAUUGGUUUGAGCGGACUGAAAGAAUUGGUAGCCUUGUAUGAAGGUUUUCGGGUUUUCGAAGAUUCACUGUACAGCCUUGCUUCCAAAGACUUUGAAAGAGCUGUACAAACUAAGGAGGUUAACCAAAACCUUGAUCAGACCAUAGAGAAGUUUUUACUUCAGUUAUCACCUUACCUCCUUUUGCAAUCAUCGCAUAAGGCUCUGGAAUGGCUGAUCAACCGGUACCAUAUCCAACUAUACAAUCAAGAUGCUAUCAUGACACUGAUCUUGCCAUAUCAUGGCACUAAAAUAUUUGUCCGUUUCAUUCAACUUAUGAAUGUGAAAUCAACUAAUCCUAAAUGGGGCUGGCUCCAGCCUAUACGCAAACAUGGCAUUGUGUUAGCCCAUCAAGUUUUGUUCAACCAGUGUGUGUCAAAUACAGGCACACUUCAGUUUAUCGCUAAAAGUACAUUGAAGUAUGUAAAAGAAUUUGGCGAAAGGGCUACACAACUGAACACAGUCUUUGCAUUCUUCUGUCAAACAGCUAUUGGUGUUAUUGAUUCUAGCAAGAAAGUUACUGAGGCAAUAAUUAGUGCUUUACUGCCCACUGUAGUCAAAGCUAUAGACUCACCAGCUGCUGACUUCCGGGCAUCGGCAUAUCUCGUACUGGGAUAUUUAUUUGCAAAGACGAAGCUUAAAGAAGACACACUGAACGAGAUAGUGUUCAAACUGUUGACCACUGAAUUUGACAUUUCGUUUGACGUAGCAAUUCUGAUUACCAUGAUGUAUGAGAAACAAGGUCAUGUGAGGAAGAUGUCUGAAAAUAUUCUGAAUGACAUGUCUGUUGAUAUAAUGACCAAUCUUUGUAGUCACUUAAAGACCUUGGUUCAAAGAGGGCAUAAUGUGAGGGCUUUUCUAAUGGCUUUCUUGAAAAGUGUGCUGCCGUUGAUUCAGGGUGAAGACUUUUGGAGAUACUGUAAGCUGCCAGAGAUUCUUAUUGGUGAGGUUGACUUGAAGCAGCAGAAACCAGAUAAAAUCAUCAAGUGUGUCCUUGAUUCCUACCAUUUUGUGAAUGCCAAUGCUGUAGGUGACGAUGAUGAGAGUGACAUCGAAAUUAUUGAUGAAGAUGAUGACUCUUCUAGCAAGAUCCUCAACUGGUAUGGUGCUUUUCUGAAGAACCUUGAAAGGCAAUACCCAGAAGAUUUUGACAAAGUUGUUAAUGAAGAAAUGAGUUCAAAUAGCAAGAAUUCAGCUAAAAGAAAGGGUCAGCUUUCCAAACUCCUUGGUUUUAAGCCAGCGAUCGCUCAUAAGGUUGGUGGUACAUACCUUUUUGAAAAUUUGAACCAUGUCAAUCCAAAAUUGCGUGCAGAAGCAGUUAAUUACAUUUCUAAAGAAUUUUCGGCUUUGAAAAAUGAGAACGCUGACUUUGUUAAAGAAUCUAUUAUUAAUAGAUUUAAUGAUGACAACCCUGAAGUGGUUAAUGCUGCUUUGGAUAUACCUGUUGAUUACUUACAAGAAAUAUUUGAUGAAGUAGAUGCAACAUCUACCUUUGUGUCUAUCAUUGGUAAGAGUACAAAAAAAUGGAAGCAAGUUGCUAAGACAGCUAUUACUAUGUUUUGUGCGGUAGAAAUGUUGCCUGUCAAUCAAGAAACUGUUUUGGCAUUAAUACCAUACCUUUUCCCACAUAAUGAAGAAUCAGCCAAACUGACUUGGCAAAUUUUGAAUUCUCAUUGGGGCAAGAAGUUAGGACUUCUGACAAAAACAAAGGAACUUAAAGGAACUAAACAUAAUCAUGAAAAGUUAUGCGAAGUUAUAUUCAAGGCUCUAUUUAUUAACAGAACUAUUAAUUUAGACGAAAUGCUUGAUGAACUUCAACUGGAUAAAUCUAAAACACUCGAUAUUUGCUUCUAUAUGUUACUUAAAAUCAGUUUCCUCAAAAAUGCUUCAGUCGAAGAAGCAUCAGCCAUUUUAAAUCUACUUCUUGAAUCUGUUGAGAAUAGAUCAAUUGUUCACAGUUCAGAAGGGCAAGUAUUUUCAAGCGAAAUAAUGCCAGAGUUCAUAAAACAGUCGCGUCAAAACAACAUGCUUUUCCAAGUGAUUGAGUAUAUUUUCUCUAGAGUUAUUGAGGAUAUGAAUAUUCAGGAAAUUCAGAAACCUUGGUGUGAUGUCUGUAAAACCCCGGACAUAAUACUUGUGAGGAGGCUCUAUGAGAUUUGUGUGAUCGGGUGUGCUAUACCAAGCUAUGGUGAACAUUACGUAGCACUCCUUCAAAAGCUAUUAGAUAAAUUUUUCAAAGGUGCAAGAGAAAAGUUUGAGUUUGUUGCAAACUUCGCUUGUGGACAUAUUUUGUACGCGACUGAUCCCAAAGUUGUUAUUGGUCCAGAGCUACAACUCCGCAGUCUUAAACUCCUCAGUAACUUCUUAGCUGUACAGGAAAAUCAAAACUGGUUGUUUGAUUCAGAUGUUCUGGUAUUGACCGUCUUAUACUGCCUGAACAACCCUAUUACUGCGAUUCGUGAAUGCGCCAUCGAUAUAGUUCAAAAGAUAUUGAGAGAAGACCCUGAUAAGAAACUUAUCUAUGUCCAGCUGCUACAGGAAUUUAUGACACAUAAAGACGAAUUGUUGUUAGACCAUAAUCAAAUAAAACACGUGUUGAAUACGAUACUGAGCCAAAAGGACAACAAAAAGCUUUUCAGUCGCAACUGUCUUUUGAAACUCGUUGGCAUAUUGAAUUCUGAUACUCCAUCUCACAUAAAAUCCAGCUUUUUACAACUCCUAUGUGAAGUUAACAACCCUACAGCCUUCCCGCAUUUCGUUCAAUCUCUAAAAUCGUUGGAAAAGACUUUGAAGGAAAAUGAGUUGAAUUUAAAGUUAACUCUUGACAUUUAUGAGUCCAAUCUUUUUAGGAGUGUGUAUGGCCAUAUAAAUGCAUCGACCGUAUCUACUUUUGCCAAAGAGCAAGUAUGGAGCUCUAUAGAAUUAGGUAUGAAGGAAUAUAGAGAGUGCAUCCUAGAAGAAGACCAAUCGCUUGUGAGUCCCUCUGUGUUGAUAAUGCGACAAAUUGAUGAAAAUGUCUUUGAAAAGGUGCCAGAGGAGAGGGCCAAUGGCUUAGUCUACCUGAUUGCUAGUGCUGGAGCCGUAAGCAACAACCCUACAAUAUCGAGCGUCGCGUCAAAAAUUAUGAAGAAAAUCCACCUCAAAUUCAGCCACUUCAAGCCAAUCUUGGAAAAGAUGUUGAAUGCAGUUGAUCCAGCUGCAAGCGUGCCCAAGAAAAAGAAGUCCACAGUCUCCAUGUUGUCCUACCAGUUAACUGAAACAGAUGAUUGGAGACUUGGAGUUGCUUUCCUUGAGUACGUCCAGAGCAAGAAGAAAAUGAAAUUAGACAACUCUUUUGUUUCAUUGUUGUUCCAAAUAUUGAAUAAGUGCCUGAGAUUUGAGGAGCAAUCGUACGUAGAGUACACUAAACAACUGAUCCUGUCGUCUCUAUGGUAUUUCUGCAAGAAGUUUGUUGAUGAGAAGGACGAUGAACAAAUAAAGUCUCUGAAAUCUGUGUUCGAUGUUGAGUUAGUUGUUCAAUGUAUCAGAGGUACCCAAAAUCCUCAGACGCAUCACCACGCUUUGAUUGUUUUAUCUCAUGCUGCGUUCAUGCUUCCUGAACAAGUUCUUCACCAUACGAUGGAGAUAUUUACAUUUAUGGGCUCAUCAGUCUUAAGACACGAUGACGCAUACAGCUUCCAAAUUAUCACAAAGAUUAUUGAGACGUUAAUCCCAAUUCUGGUUAAGCUGGAUAAGAGUGCUGAUGAAUACUCUGAUAAGGAACUUCAACAGUUACAAAGUCGUGUUGUUCCUGUGUUACGUAUCUUCGCUGAUGUUGUUUUACAUGUACCGGAGCAUAGAAGACUUCCAUUAUUCACGAAGCUCAUAGAAACUCUUGGCCCCAGUCAGUUCCUUUGGGUGUUCCUUGCUUUAUUACUUGAAACUCAUGUGGCCCACUUCAGUGAUAACAAGAAGAAAACUCCCCAGAAUUCGAGAACAUUAGCAGAUCAAGAAGCUCCAAUAAAUAGACUUGAUUUUGGUCAAAGCAUCCUUUUAGAAUUCCCGCCUGAAGUAGCACUGGAGAAUUUCAUAAAACUGGUUGUCUAUAUCAAAUCUUUGCCUUUGCAAAAGGAUGAGAACUCUAUGGACACUGAUGUCGAUCCUGGCGACAUCUUUAGUGUGAAUGGACAUACCCCUAUACAGCUACGUCACUACAAAUACGUUAUAAUCACUUUUAUGAACACUUGCUUAGCAUCGUCCAGAUUUAUUCAGCAUACUACUUUGGCAACUGAUAUGAAAGCCAUGGAGAACCAUUACAAAACCUUCAUCAUAAGUAUACUGACGUUCAUUCAAACAAUUUCCAAAGUAUCUGAUGAUAAAACUGCAAAAUACUGGCGCGUUAUGUUACAUCACAGUUAUGACUUGCUAGACCAUACGAACAACUUGCUCUCCGCUCCUAUGUUCCUGUCUGUGGUGAGAGGUCUUAUGAAACACACACUACAGACAGUCAGACGUAAAUCAAUGGAACUUCUGAACUCAAAAAUCCAAUUCAGUCCAGAAAUAUUCGAAGGUGUGGAUAAGGAGCUGCUAUUCUCAUUAUUGCCUCCUCUAUUAGAUAUUGUCAAGACGAUUGAAACGAAGGAGGAGAACUUGAGUGAAAUUGUUGCUCAAGAGUUAGAAUUGAAUCAGCAAACGUCCCUCCUAUCUCUAAAGUUGCUGACAAAAAUGCUUGCAUCAGAGAAUCCAGAGCCUUUCAAGGAUGUUCUAGAAACUGUAACAGAUUACACUUGUAAUCCGAAUAUAUCUGGCAAUGUUAUGGCUUCGGUAGUGCUAUGCUUGGCUGAACUUUGCAGCAACCUCAAAGCACACGCGCUUGCAAGUCUCCGCAAAUUCAUGCCGGCACUCAUCAAAGUCCUCAAAAAGCAACGGAAAGCAGAAACGCCUGAACUGGUGUUGCUAAGUACAGUGACAGCCAUAGCAAAGAUCGUUGAAAGUCUGCCUCUAUUCUUAAGUCCGUACUUACAGAAAGUUUUGUACGAGUAUUCCAUUCUGUUGGCUAAAUGGCAGAGCCAAGAUCAGGAAUGCAGUAAGGUCUCAGCAAUAGUUGCGAAGCUAUUGACAAUAAAGAAGAAAAUCGCUGGAUCUAUACCUCCAAGGGUUCUUAUCCCAGUUAUUAAUGAAACUCAUAAGAUAUUAUUGGAGAAAGAGAAUUACGAUGCAGUUGGUCCAGUGAUGUCUGUGUUAGCUGAUAGCUUCGCGAAUGUGACGACUGCAGACUUCACAGCAUUACAACAAGACCUUACGACAUUCUUCUUAAGUGCUCUGCAACUGAGAAGCGAUGCUGUAGAGAAAGAUGUCAGUGCUGACGUCAUAGACCGAGCCGAAGACGAAGUGGUGAACGCUUUAGUGUGCCUCGUGUUGAAGCUCUCAGAGACAAGCUUUAGGCCAUUCUAUUUCAAGAUUUACGACUGGGCUAUAAGGACUAAUGUCGAAGGACAGAAAGACAGGACUAUUACUUUCUACAGAUUAAGUUGCGCCAUAGCUGAUAAGUUGAAAGGGCUAUUUGUCCUCUUUGCUGGUCACUUCAUUAAAAACGCUUCGGAUCUCCUUGACUCCUGCAACAACAGUAAAACAGAAGACCAAUACUUUGAUUCUGAAGAUAAAUGUUUGAUGCUCGUAAAGUUCAUUGUCAAAACACUUCACACAGUGUUCCUUUACGACAGUCAAAGCUUCUUGAAUAAAGAUCGGUUUGAAACACUCAUGCAGCCUGUGGUAGACCAGCUCGAGAAUACCUUGGGAGGAAUUGAAGACCUUAAAGUCAGGGCUAAAGAGUACUUAAUCCCUUGCAUUUCUCAAUUCGCUGUCGCCACUGCAGAUGAUUCGUUGUGGAAGUUACUGAAUUAUCAGAUUUUGUUGAAGACUCGUCAUAAUGAUGCUGAGAUAAGGUUGGUUGCUCUUGAUUGCCUUGUCGCCAUGGCAACGCAGCUCGGUAGCAGUUGGCUGCCACUAUUAGCUGAGAGUGUGCCUUUCCUGGCUGAACUUCUAGAAGACGGCGAUUCCAAGAUUGAAACAUCCACUAAAGACGCGAUCAGAAAACUUGAACAGAUUUUGGGAGAACCAUUAGAAAAAUACUUCUGAUUGCUGUAUUACAUAGAGUUUUAAAUUUAUAUCGAAACUAUGAAUACAAUAUUUGUAUAACAGAAAUAAGUUUUAUUA
Messenger RNA from Trichoplusia ni (cabbage looper), 6591 nucleotides. RefSeq names its product HEAT repeat-containing protein 1. The transcript has 5 exons. Gene Ontology annotation, cellular component: t-UTP complex; 90S preribosome; small-subunit processome. Lineage: Eukaryota; Metazoa; Arthropoda; Insecta; Lepidoptera; Noctuidae. The record is from RefSeq and is a predicted model, not a curated record. Bases 220 to 6513 code for a protein of 2097 amino acids. Gene Ontology annotation, molecular function: snoRNA binding. Gene Ontology annotation, biological process: positive regulation of transcription by RNA polymerase I; maturation of SSU-rRNA from tricistronic rRNA transcript (SSU-rRNA, 5.8S rRNA, LSU-rRNA).